Messenger RNA from Rhizoctonia solani, 1296 nucleotides. Its product is annotated as Retrotransposon-derived protein PEG10. The transcript has a single exon. The record is from RefSeq and is a predicted model, not a curated record. The coding region runs from base 1 to 1296 and encodes 431 amino acids. Gene Ontology annotation, molecular function: zinc ion binding; nucleic acid binding. Lineage: Eukaryota; Fungi; Basidiomycota; Agaricomycetes; Cantharellales; Ceratobasidiaceae.
AUGGGACCCUUCCUUCCGUCAGCCACCACUGUCAAAGUUGGGGAAGUCUCCCUCAAACGUAUCACCCGCCUCCUCCUUGGCCUCCUUGGCCAAGUCAAGCGCCUCAAACAGGAAGUCGCAGAAGUCAAGGAAGCGGGAAUCAAGACCCGCACCAACCUUGAGAACAUCUCUCAGGCCGUUGAUGUUGUCAAGGACGGACUCAAAAGCCUCCAGCUGCACGGGCCACGGACCCCAGAAGAUACCAAGCCCCCGGUCGUGGAAGCAACGCCACGCCCCCUAUCAAAAGUCAACCCUAUUGGAUUGACUAGUUGGGUCUCUUUCUGGCCCAAGCAACCCAAGGGGAUCCCCAUCUUUGCCCAGCCCACACCAACUCAAGCAGCGCCCCCGCGAGUCCCUUCUCCCCCUCCAUCUCCGCGUCUCCAAUCCCCAAUCAGAGCCCCUGCCCCUCUCCCUCCAGCUCCAGUUGCCGCCUACCCCGCUCCAGUCAAGGUUGACCAUCCCGACGCCUACACAGGCAAAACAGGGAGCAAGGCCAAGCAAUGGUUAACUUGCAUGCUGGCCUGGACCCGCCUUAAUUUGCGGAUGUUCCCAACCAACCAGGAGGUUUUGUCAUUCCUCCUGAUGAACAUGAAGGACUCCGCUGGGGCCUGGGCCCACCCCCACCUUGACCAGCUUGGUUCACACCGGGCUAUUAUUCAAACGGUUGAAGGGUUCAAAUUGGAAUUUUUGGCAGCAUUCAGCGACCCUGAUGCCACAAGGGCCGCCGAGCGGAAGAUCACCACACUCACCCAGUCCGGCACAUGCGCGUACUACAUUACUAAGUUCAGAACCCUGGCAAUGGAACUGGACUGGAACAAUGCCGCCCUCAGAGGCCAGUUUGCCUGCGGCCUCCAUUGGGAGGUCAGCCGCCAAAUUGCUACCCGCAAACAUAGACCCCGCACCCUCCUUGAGCUGCAAAAUGCAGCACUUGUCAUUGACAACGCUCUCCGCAAAGAGCGUGCUAGCCAUCCGCCGAAGGAUAAUAAGUCUAGCAGACCAUCAAACCCCGUAAGGGGGACAAGUACUGGCCAAGUCACCUCCGGUUCAAAAAAACUCUCCAACAAUCCCAACUUUGUGUUGGAGGAGGAACAAAAUUGCCGCCGCGCCGCUGGCGCCUGCAUCAAAUGCGGCAAGAUGGGCCACAAGUUUGCAGAAUGCCGCACGGGCUGGAAAGCUACCCCUGUUGAGGACAAGGGGAAAGCUAAGGAAACUGCCAAAAUCGGCAAAGAGUCUGGACCCAAAUCAGGAAAAGACUAA